Molecule: messenger RNA, 951 nt
Organism: Apodemus sylvaticus (European woodmouse)
Lineage: Eukaryota; Metazoa; Chordata; Mammalia; Rodentia; Muridae
Product: olfactory receptor 7D4-like
Exons: 1
Coding region: 13-951 (312 amino acids)
Biological process (GO): G protein-coupled receptor signaling pathway
Cellular component (GO): membrane
Molecular function (GO): olfactory receptor activity; G protein-coupled receptor activity
Source: RefSeq, a predicted model, not a curated record
CAAGCAACCUGCAUGGAAGCUGAGAACCAUACAGGAAUAACACAUUUCCUCCUUAUUGGACUUUCAGAAGAUCCUAAAAUUCAAUCUGUACUCUUUGGACUAUUCCUGUUCAUGUUCCUAGUUACCAUGCUUGGAAACUUUCUCAUUGUCUUAGUCACCAGCUGUGACUCACACCUUCAUACUCCCAUGUACUUUUUUCUCUGCAACCUUUCAUUUGUUGAUAUUUGUUUAACCUCCACUACCAUCCCCAAAAUGCUGGUGAAUAUUUACAUACACACCAUGGAGAUAUCUUACACAGAGUGCCUUACUCAAGUAUAUUUUUUUAAUAAUUUUCUUGGAAUGGAUAAUUUUCUUCUGACUAUUAUGGCCUAUGAUCGUUUUGUGGCAAUCUGUCACCCACUUAACUACACAGUCAUCAUGAACCCUCAAAUCUGUGGCCUUCUGGUUCUUUUAUCUUGGAUCAUUAUGUUCUGGGUCUCCUUGAUUCAUAUGUUAUUGAUAAAACAACUGACUUUCUCUACUAGCACUGAAAUCCCACAUUUCUUUUGUGAACUCACUGAGCUUCUCAGGGUGGCCCGAUCUGAUACCAAGAUAAAUAACAUUUUUCUGUAUUUUGUUACUGCUUUGCUAGGAAUGUUUCCUGUCAUUGGGAUAGCUUUCUCUUAUUUUCACAUUGUCUCUGCCUUAUUGAAAAUGUCCUCCAUUAAGAAUAAGUAUAAAGCCUUCUCCACCUGUGGGUCUCACCUCUGUGUGGUAUCCUUGUUCUAUGGAACAGGAUUUGUAGUUCAUCUCAGUUCUGCUGUAGCCCAUUCAUCCAAGAGAAAUACAAUCACUUCAAUAAUGUACACUGUUGUCACCCCUAUGUUGAACCCCUUUAUCUACAGCUUGAGAAAUAAAGAUGUAAAGGGAGCCUUGGUAAGAAUCCUCAGAAGAGUUAAGUUUUGUCCUUGA